UCGCGUUCAGUACAACGACGCGCCUUGUAUCUGAAAGUUCGCUCUCGCAGUACGGAUACGGAUACAUUUGUGAACUGGACUGGGAUUAACGCUAAUUCGUUUUUGAUUGCCGCCAGGGGGGAUCGUCGCCAAUGGACCGAUACCGAUGCAAGGCAGCUGCUACUCCUCUCUGACGAAGGAAACCGAAUACCUCCAGCUGGGUGAUAUCCUCGCCAGUCGCAAACAAGAACAACAGGGGCACACGAUCUCAUCGGAGGAUCACAAAGGGCUCGUGCCAUAUGAACCAGGGGGUUGUUGAUAUCGCCUCCUAAAAGAAGUACCGACUCAUGCUCAUGCGGUCGGUUGUCGAGACAAAGUGAUCCUGGCGCAAGGAGCAGGACGAGCCGCUUAUCAGCCAUGCAUGGAAAUCGGGGUGGCUGAGGGUUGCAAACACGCGUUCUUAUCUUAAAGCUUAGGCUGUCGGGAGGGUGUCGAAAUAGAGCAGAUGUGCAAACAACGGCCCCGAUGACUGAUGACUGACGAAACCCAGCAAUUACACCUUGAAGGGAGGCGAUAAUUUCCACCGAACGACGCGUGCGCGGCACACUUGGAGAUCCUGAACAGGAGCAACUCUCGCCUGGGCACUCAGAUUCGGGAUCUAAUUCGAAGGAACCAAAUUUUCCAGUAUUAAAAUGUCGGUGGAUAACAGCUUGGGAAUCCUAGACUUCAGUUUGCCUAAGGAGAGUGAAAAAACAGCAAUGACAGCAGCAAACAAAUACAAAACGUCAGACAAGGAGAACGACCCAGAUCCACACCUAAUGGGCAUUGUCACCACCGGGGCCACGGCCCAGCCAGCCACGCCCACAUCGGCAACUGCAACUGCAGCGGCACUACCGCCCACGUCUGGUCUAUCAGCUGGACAGGAUGUGGCAGACGGUGGGGGCAGUUGUGGCAACACGGAACUCAAGUUCCAGUCGUACGUGAAUGGCAAUGGCAAUGGGGUGUACAAGAUCAUCAAGACACUGGGCAAGGGCAACUUCGCCAAGGUCAAGCUGGCGAUCCAUGUGCCCACCGGUCGGGAGGUGGCCAUCAAGGUGAUCGACAAGACCCAACUGAACACAAGUGCUCGGCAGAAGCUGUACCGCGAGGUGAAGAUCAUGAAGCUGCUGAACCACCCGAAUAUUGUGCGCCUCUUCCAAGUGAUCGAGUCGGAAAGGACCCUCUACCUGGUGAUGGAGUACGCCAGCAGGGGCGAGCUCUUCGAUCACCUGGUCAAGAAUGGAAGGAUGCGGGAGCGGGAUGCCCGGGUAAUUUUCCGGCAGCUGGUGUCCGCCAUCCAGUACUGUCACAGCAAGUUUGUGGUACAUCGUGAUCUGAAGGCGGAAAACCUUUUGUUGGACCAGAACAUGAACAUUAAAAUCGCGGACUUUGGUUUCGGCAACACCUUUGAUCCCAAUGCCCAACUGGAGACAUUCUGCGGAAGUCCUCCAUAUGCAGCCCCCGAACUAUUUAUGGGCAGAAAGUACGCAGGACCUGAGGUGGACGCCUGGUCGCUGGGAGUGGUGCUUUAUACCCUGGUUAGUGGAUCUCUACCCUUCGAUGGUGGCACCCUAAAGGAGCUGCGGGAACGAGUCCUCCGUGGCAAGUACCGUGUGCCCUACUACAUCUCCAUGGACUGCGAAAACCUGAUGAGGAAAUUCCUAGUUCUUAAUCCCGCCAAGCGCACUACGUUAUCAGCAGUCAUGUCGGAUAAAUGGAUAAAUUUGGGUCACGACGAGGCCGACAAAUUGCGCCCGUUUCGGGAGAAGCCCAUGGAACUACAGGAUGCCCCUCGGUUCGAUUUAUUGGUGAGCAUGGGCCACAAGCGCCGGGAUGUGGAGCAGUCGGUAAAGGGGCAGCAGUUCGACGACAUAUACUGCACCUACAUGCUCCUGGGAGUGGCCAAGCCGCGAUCCUCUAACCGCAGCGCCAAACCGGAGGCUUUAGCGGCAGGAGCAGAUGUAACUUCUCCCUCAGUCAGCAGUCCGCUUACUAAUAUCACCACGCCUACUGUUACCAUAGCUCAAGUGACGCUGUCUAUGGACAAGAAUACGCCCACCCACACUGCUUCCGCUUCGAGUCGACCGAUAGCUCCUCGUUUGGCGAGUGCACCUAUAACACCCACUUCGACUCCACCCUCGGGACCGCCUGCCAAACCCACCCGUCGCACUCCAGGCAGGACACCAGCCCGUAAGGCAACCAACCAUUCGAGCGGCCUGGGACGACCGGAGCCAUCGAGUCUGCCGCACACGCCACAGUCCAAAAGAGCCAGUGCCAACAUGGAUGUGAAGCCCACGCUACUGAGUGCCCAGCGACAGUUGGCCCAGACCCAAAAGUUGGCCAGCACCCCGCCCCGAUUUCAAUACCCCACUACUCAGACUCCAAAUCAAGCCCAGGGAUCCAACAGAAGACCCACGACGCUCUACGAGAAGGCGGAGCCGGCAGUCACGCCCCUUUUGGUGCCCAAGUCGCCGGCCAUCGGCGGACGGCUGAUGGAACGGAUUCCAGCAGCGGGUGCCGUGGAAAAGGCUUCGGACAAACCCUUCACCCGACAAAAUGUGGCGCGGGCCACCUUUCAUUUCGGACAGGCGCGCAGUGGAAAGAGGGGUGGAGGAUCCGGAGGUGGACAAGGUGGGGAGGAGGACAGCUAUCAGACCCCACCCCUAUCCGCUGAUGACACCAAGCCCGCCUCGCGAGUGGGAUUCUUCUCCAAGCUGACCGCUCGUUUCGGUAGAAGGGUGAUUCACCUCAACGAGAAGGAUGUCACCGAGCAGCGCAAGAACCUCACCAAAUAGCCAGGUGUC
Drosophila rhopaloa is the source of this 2822-nucleotide messenger RNA. Its product is annotated as MAP/microtubule affinity-regulating kinase 4. The transcript is spliced from 2 exons. Bases 672 to 2813 code for a protein of 713 amino acids. NCBI's taxonomy places the organism in Eukaryota, Metazoa, Arthropoda, Insecta, Diptera, Drosophilidae. Gene Ontology annotation, molecular function: ATP binding; tau-protein kinase activity; protein serine/threonine kinase activity. Gene Ontology annotation, cellular component: cytoplasm. The record is from RefSeq and is a predicted model, not a curated record. Gene Ontology annotation, biological process: microtubule cytoskeleton organization; protein phosphorylation; intracellular signal transduction.